Messenger RNA from Manihot esculenta (cassava), 1401 nucleotides. Its product is annotated as GEM-like protein 7. The coding region runs from base 568 to 1272 and encodes 234 amino acids. The record is from RefSeq and is a predicted model, not a curated record. The transcript has 4 exons. NCBI's taxonomy places the organism in Eukaryota, Viridiplantae, Streptophyta, Magnoliopsida, Malpighiales, Euphorbiaceae.
UCAGCUAUUUUCUUUUUUCCUUUGUCCCAUUUGGAUGCCGAUGAGAUUCAAGGAAGACAUCCUGUUUUGUUCAAAGAAAUUCUCCAGAACCCUUAUGCUCUAGCACCGCAACCGAAUGAUCUCAAUGAGUAUAACCAGAAACACACCCUCCAAAUUCAAUGGCCAUAGAGACUACGUAUUUAAAAUAUUUGAAAAUUUGUGGUGAGAGAGAUUUUUGGAUAACUGAGAAUAGGAAGGAUUUUGCCUAGAAUAUCUUCUCUUAAAAGAAAACAGACAUGUCAUCUUUUCUUAUAUCUUUACUUAAAAAUAUAUCACGUUGAGUCAAUAUUUGUGACUUUAUCAUUGUGGAUGAGCCAUGGGUGACUCAUGCAAUGAAAAGUUGAAUUCACCAAUCUCACCUACCCUUUUAUAUAUGGUUGCAGGACACAAGUUUUCAUCAACCUAAAUAGCUUAGCUCCCUCUCCAUAUCUCACAGCAAAGCAUAUUCUGUUGUUCCAGCAAUUCACAUACAAGUUUUUAAGGCAAAAGGCUAGAAGUGAAUCUUCUCCAUUCCUUCUUUAAUCAAAUAUGAAGAAUUUGUCUAAGGACCAGGUUACUGGGAUUCCAAUCACUAGAUCAGCAAAGCCAGUUCAGAAAAUGCCAAGAUUCUUACUUAAAAAUACAUCCCCAUGCUAUAUUCCAACUCCUGCAAAUAAAUCUCUCACGGUCAAGCAAGAUAAAGUAGACUCGUUGCUUAAAAGGAUGAACAAACUAGGGAAAAAAGCUGACAAAUUUGCACAUGGAAUCCGAGAGCAUGUGAGACUGGGGACCAAGAUCACCGAAACUCUGAAAGGGAAGCUCAGCUUGGGAGCUAGAAUUCUCAAAGUAGGAGGAUUGAAGAAAGUUUUUAGACAGUUAUUUACUGUAAGAGAAGGAGAAAGAUUGUUGAAUGCUUGCCAAUGUUAUUUGUCAACCACAGCCGGCCCUAUUGCUGGACUGCUCUUUAUCUCUACUGACAAGAUUGCCUUCUGCAGUGAGAGAUCAAUUAAAUUAUCUUCUUCAGAAGGAAAAAUGGUCAGAAUCCAUUACAAGGUCUUGAUCCCACUAAGAAAGAUAAAGACUGCGAACCAAAGUGAAAACAUAAAGAAGCCAUCACAAAAGUACAUAGAAAUAGUGACGGUUGAUGAUUUUGAUUUCUGGUUUAUGGGUUUCUUCAAUUAUCAGAAAGCUUUCAUGGGGCUUCAGCAAGCAAUAUCACAAAAUUGGAUGAAUACAAGUCAUCCAAAUGUCUAAACAAAGUUGACUCUCUUUUCUGCAUCAGAUGUAACUAAACAGCAGGAUGACUGUCAACGAAAUUAGUUGACCAAAAAAAUUGUACAAAAGUUCUUUAGAAUGAGAGUGGUUGAUGAUUUUCAAUGUCGA